AUGCCAUCCUCCAGCAUGGCAGCGGUGGAGGCCACCUUGCAGACCAACGGGACCGAGAGCACUGCCAGACCACCCCUGUCCGUAGCAUUGCAUGUGCCCACCUCUGCGGUUGAUCAGGUCAACUCAGCACAGGCCGCGCCGCUCUCGGGCAAUCCGAAUCGACGUUCUCACAUUCAGCAGAAUGUUCAGGCGCUCCCGACGCUUCCCGAAGCCUCCCACGCCAACGCGCUCAACACAGCCACAGGUCCGGCGCCCGCAGCGCUCGGCCUCACUGCAGACCUCGACGCCUCCACAGUAGCAGCACUCAGUGGGCUCAGUCCAGCGCAAAAGACGCUCGCCCUCUCGCGUUCACAGGGAUACGACCUCAUCGUCUUAGAACUCGCCAACGAGCGAUGGAAGGAGCGAUGGGAACGACUCUGCCUCGCAAAUCCAAACGAGGUGCCCUCGUCAUCAGCAGCGCAGCCUGCACAGCUGACUUCCGUUCCCAUGGCUUCCGGGCCGGCAGCAUUGCUGGCUCGCAGUAGCAGUCGACAGGGUCUCAACAGCUUCUCUGCUGGUGGAAGUAGGCAGUCCCCAUCUCCAUCUCCUGCCGCCAGCAGUGCAGGGCAGACGUUCGCUACCAUCGCCCGCGAGGCCGAGGAAUGGCGAGCGGCACCCGCAUUCAAGCGUUCCGAAGUCAGUUUGACCAAGCUCGAAGAAACCGAAGGCGUCAUUGCGCUCGCCAGCCAGUGGAUCGAGCUCGACUCCCCCGACGAAGGCGUUCGUCUCGACUGCGAGCUGGCUCUUCGUCAGGAACUCGCUUACGCCUCUUACCUCGGCAUCUCAAACGUCGUCAUCCCCCCUCCGUCGUCGGACCCUGCUCGUCGCCCUUUCCUCGCCGAUUACGCUCGUGCUAUCAACUCUUGCCUGACCAGCGGAAGCGCAGAGACGGCCCCUGCCGGCUCGUGGAUGAGCAUCACCGUUCAGCUGCCAAUCUCUUCGCCCUACAUCCUCAACAAGAUCCUCUCGCGUCAGAGCGCAAAGAAUGGGUAUGGGCUCACUGCAUCCAACACUGCCGGCAGCACAGCCUCGGCGAGCUCGCAGGCGUCUCACGCCAGCGCGGCUUCGUCCGCAGCUCUGCUGCGAGCUGAAGACGAUUGGGCUUGGGAGACAUGGGAGCAGAUCCGACAGCUCUGCUCCUACAACACCCGCCUUCAGGUUGCUCUGGAUCUUGGUAGUCCGCUGCCUGCCCCUAGCAUCCUGACACGCUGGAUGGCAGAGCCCGUCAGCAUGCUCUGGGUGCCCAGCGCUGCCUACCUCGCCAACGCCAAAGGCUUUCCCGUCCUUUCGAAAGCGUCUCAAGCCUUCUUCCGUUCCAUGUUCCGGAAAAACCCGACCGUCGUGCUCAGCGGCGUACACAGCCCACCUCCAACGCACUCGCGAGGUGGUCCGCUGGCGUACCUGCAAUACGUGCGACACUUGGAGAAGGCGACCCCACCGGACGGCGCAGUCGACUCGUUUGCACGCGGAUACACUGACUGGCUACAAGCGCCACUUCAGCCCCUAAUGGACAACUUGGAGGGCACAACGUACGAGGUGUUCGAGCGCGACCCAGUCAAGUAUGCGCUGUACGAGGAGGCAGUGUACAAGGCACUGCUCGAUCGGCCUGUCACUGCGAGCACGCUAAUCUGGGUGUGCGGAGCUGGUAGAGGCCCGCUGGUGGACCGUUGCCUUAACGCAGCUGAUCGAGCAGGACGAGCGGUGCGUCUCGUAGCAUUGGAGAAGAAUCCCAACGCGCUCGUCACUCUGCAGGAACGACAGGUGCUCGAGUGGGGCGAUCAAGUGAGGGUGCAGUACGGCGACAUGCGAAAGUUUGCUGUGCCGUCGAGCAUGGCCGAGCGACCGGAUAUCGUGGUCAGCGAAUUGCUGGGUAGCUUUGGCGACAACGAACUGUCGCCAGAAUGCCUCGAUGGAGCUAUGCGCUUCCUCAAGCCAAAUGGUAUCUCGAUCCCAUCGUCCUACACGGCUUUCCUUUCGCCGCUGUCCUCGUCCAAGCUGCACACCGAGGUGCUCAACGGUUCGAACGCUGCUCUGACAUCGGCGGUGCAAAAGGCAUCUGAAACGCCCUACGUCGUCCUCUUUCAAAAUGUCGCUCUGCUCGCGGCUCGCGGCGGCCGACUCAACUGGGAGCAGGUGCAAGAAUCGUGGACGUUCGAACAUCGCCCUUCUGCGAUGACGCCGCUCGUGUACGAUGAGAAAGGGCUGCCCGCCUCCAACGGCCACAACAUCCGCUCAGCAAAACACACAUUCCACAUUCCUCAAGCCGGAACGUGUCACGGUCUCGCAGGGUACUUUGAAGCGCAUCUCUACGACAAUGUGACGCUCAGCAUCCAUCCCGAUCCCGUAAGAGGAUCGAAGGACAUGCUAAGUUGGUUUCCGAUCUACUUUCCCUUCCGUGAGCCGAUGUAUCUGCCAGCCAACUCGGAGUUGGAGGUUCACAUGUGGCGACUCGCCUCGAGCGAUCGCGUGUGGUACGAAUGGUCCGCCGAGUCCUUCUUGCCCUUGUCGAUCGGUACGCUCGAGAUCGCGGCGAGAUCGCAACAGCAGAGACCAGUGUCGUUGGAUGCCAGCUCGUCGGUUGGCUCGAACGGCACAGCUGCCGAUCAGCACAAUUUCGCAAACGCACCGAACACGCCCAGGAUUCCGAGCGUGUCGUUGUCACAUCAAGCCGCCGAAUCGACGCAGGGCGCGUUGCAGGCGAGCGCUCUACCACACACGCCGCCGACGAGGAUCAAGAUCGGUAUGACCAGGCUGCAUAACCCUGGCGGACGCAGCUCUUGGAUCGGCUUGUGA
This is a messenger RNA of Pseudozyma hubeiensis SY62, 2832 nucleotides long. RefSeq names its product shk1 kinase-binding protein 1. Gene Ontology annotation, cellular component: nucleus; cytosol. The transcript has a single exon. The record is from RefSeq and is a predicted model, not a curated record. Gene Ontology annotation, biological process: regulation of DNA-templated transcription. The coding region runs from base 1 to 2832 and encodes 943 amino acids. Lineage: Eukaryota; Fungi; Basidiomycota; Ustilaginomycetes; Ustilaginales; Ustilaginaceae.